Molecule: messenger RNA, 558 nt
Organism: Tripterygium wilfordii
Lineage: Eukaryota; Viridiplantae; Streptophyta; Magnoliopsida; Celastrales; Celastraceae
Exons: 6
Coding region: 1-558 (185 amino acids)
Source: RefSeq, a predicted model, not a curated record
AUGGCGAAGAACAGGAACAAGAAGAACCAUAAAGGCGUUGCUUCAAUGGACAUCACGGAACCAACAGUUUCAGAUUUUCCUCAAGAUAUGGACACCUCAGAACCUGGAGCACGAAGUUCUUUUUCUACUUCAAGAUUGGUGACGACUGACGAGUAUAAGGAUAUUCUAUUCACUGAUCCAUGGAUUCGUCAUACAUGGCUUUUGAAGGAGUCAAAAGAUGGGUACUUGCAGAGGUCAGCUUCCAAUUCAUUUUGUGUAAGCAUUCUAGUGGAAUUCAAGCAAAGGGGAAGGAAAAAUAUUGAGUCUUGCAAAAUUAGUAGAGUAUUUAAAGUGUCAUGUUUGGCUUUUAUUAUGACCACUUCUUUCUACUCUUUCCUAACUGUGGACAUAUUUGGUAACAGAAAAAUAAAGGGAAGACCUAUGAAGAGAUCGAAAAAUGUCCGGAAGAAGAAAGCAUUAGCAAAAGCAAUAGCAUCAAAUGAAAAGUCUGUUGAGAAAGUUUUGAAGAAUGACAGCAAAACAAUCAGAACUCAAUCUGCGAAAGCUCUAUAUGACUAG